CCAUUAUUGGCAUUAAAAUUUGGCACUUUAAGGAGCAGCAGUGACUACUAAAAUGUCAAAAAAUGCGACGCGAACGAGCAGCAAGAACGUCAAAACGGAAGUGCCGAGGAAGGUCACCAAAUCACCGGCAACAAGUGUCCCGGCGAGCACAAGGGAGACAAAGGAACGAAGGUCACUGGCCAGGCAACCAGAUAGCUUGGAAGGUGAAAAAAUUGCCAAGAAAACCACAUCAACGAGCAGCAAAAAGCCACUGAGCACGGGGAAAAGCAAGGAAAGGGAACCCUUGAGCAAGAGGACCACUCCGUCACCAGGUGCAUUGCGUGCGAGCACCACUACCACCAGACAAGCAACCACAAACCCACCCUUGCAGUCGAAAUCCAAAACACAGCCCGUGGCCAAAUCCAAGCCCAAUGCAGUUCUGGACACGUACCACAGUGUUACAGUGGCUUCACCACCGCAAAAGCGCAAGGGACAGGCCAAACAGGAGAAGGAAUCACCCACACCUACUUCAAAAGCAUAUUCCCCUGUUGCUCAGGCGAAAAAAGAGCAUAAAUCUACUACUUCUCCUUCAAAAAGAGAUGCUCCUGCUGCACUUCCUUCAAAAGAAGAUGCCCCUGCUGCACCAGCAAGAGCCAGAACCUUUACCCGCACUUUGGAUCCUGAGGAAGUCGUGGUUCUCAAGCGCGAAUCCGCCAAGCAGAGGAGCGAAGUGGAACCGCCACCCGUAAAACAGCCCGUGGCCUUUGAAGUUAAUUUCGAGGAAACCAAGAAGCCAGAUCCGGAAUCAGAUCACUACUCCGAUGACUUUGAGUCCUAUGAAUCCGAUUUCGAGACGGAUGCCAGCACGCCAGGAGAGGAAGAAUCAGAAGCGGCAGAGGAGCCCUCCUCCUCCGAGGCAGAAGUGGAAGAAGAGGAGCCGGAAGAGGACUCGGAGCCCACCCAGAAUCCCAUCACUGUGAUCCAGAAAGAUAAAGAUCAGGAACGCAAAUUAGACUCUGGCCACUAUGACUUGCACUUACGCAGGAAUCCUUUGAGCAGCCAGUCCACGCAGAAUCAGUACGAUAGCUUCGAUACCAACUCGAUGGCCAACUCUGAGCAACUGGACUCCGGCAUCAGCACCACGGGAGCAGAGAAGCCGAGCAGUGGUGAGGCCAACGUGUACUACGGCGGCUACUCCGGAUUCGUGUCCCAUCCCGUGAUCAGUCGUCGCGGCGAGGAGCUGAUGGCCAAGCUGCGCUUUGACCAACUCAACUACCACCUAUUCGAGAUGAAGCCGCUCAGCUACGAGGGAUUCAUGCAGAGCUACGGCAAGCUAAAUGCCUGCCAGCUGGCCACGCAAACGCAGUCGCCGCAAAUGGACGGCGAGUGCCAGACGCUGGAGGUGCACAGCCGGAGCAGCUGGACCCAGCAUCCACCUCACUACGGUGGUCAAUUGGUACUCAGCUGCAGCGGUGAUGCGGAGAUGGAUGAGCUGUUGGAUAACCAGCCAUUAGAUGCCUAUGAAGCUAGCCUUUUGCGUUUGGAGCAACUGCAUCGUCUGGAUCAGAAUCGCUCGCAGCAGGUGCAGCAAAAGAGGUUGGCCAAAACCACGGAUCUGGACCGUCUGAAUACGUUUUUACACAAGGCAGCCCGACUUAUGGGUAGAGUUCUAGAGGGCAAUAAACACCCAAACCAAAAUAGCGGUCCUCGGAAUAUACCACUACAGACGGGACUGCUGAACGCUCUACCCGUUCGUCGAAUUUUUGGAAGCACCGGCAACGGACAUCUGGUGGUCACCGUCCACGAAUGUCCCCAGGAGAGCAACGUCUACAAGGAGGAUUUUGCCAGCCUGCUGAUGGUGUGGUCACUAGCCAAUCCCGGCCAGCCGUUGCGUUUGCUUUCCACCUGGGCGGAGGUCAGCCGCGUGGCAAUCUCUGGCGAAGCCCAGGAUAUCGUGGUGGCCGGACUGAGAGAUGGUAGUGUGGCCAUGUGGGAUCUGCGCGAGACGCACAGCUACUGCUCCAAGUUGGAUGGCCACCUGACCCACUUUGCAGCCACCCAAUCAGUGGUUCCCAUGCUGGAGCAGCAGCAACAGGAGGUGAAUGCCAUGGAUCUAGGAGCUGUGGUGGAUGUGCGCAGCUUCAGAUCUCAGUUCAAAGGAGGAGGAAUAGCUGGUGGCUUGCAGACGGCCUACAAGGAAGUCCAGUACGCCUCCCUUAACGACUCUGGCCUGCUGACCAUGUGGACUCUGGUGGAGGGAGCCUCGUCCAGCAACAGCAACGAGUUCAGCUCGCCGUGGGCUCGGGUGAAGCUGCUGCAGAGUGCCAGCUGUGAUCUGAGGAGCUAUCUGGAGCGACGCCUGCUGAGGAGCAAGCAAAGUGCCUACGAGAAGACCAAGUCCCUGUUCCAGGGCAACAUCUACAGCGACGACCUGCUGAGGGAGCUGAACGAGACCCAAACGCUGACCACCGCUCUGCAGGAUCAGGGAUUGCAGGGGAUGCGCUUUACCAGCAUCGAUACGGGAAGUGAUCUCAUCUACGUGUGCACCAAUCGGAACUUUGUGCUCUGCUGCACCAGGAGCUUGAAGACGGAACGGUUCUCGAGGAUCGCUGUGAACGAGAGUCGUUUCCUGUUCCCCACCUCACUAUGUGUGCUCUCCAACGAGAACUAUGUGGCCGUGGGUCUUUCCAAUGGAUCCGUAAUGAUCCUCAACUGCAAUCAGCGACAGAGGCAGCGCCAGAAGAAUCUCCAGAGACCCAAAACCGGACUUCCGCCGGCCACCGAUGAGCCCGAUCCCGAGACGGGCAAGUCCUGCGCCAUCCAGAACAUCAUACUCAACGAGCGAAGAUCCUUUGACCAGCAGGUGGAUCCCAAUCCCAAUCCCACCUACGAUCCCCGACCCAAUACAGCUCUGGAGCAGAUUGAGCGUCCCAGACGUUCCUACGAAAUGAGGAUAUUUGACCAGCAGCUGCUCCUCAGCGGCAGCGGCCUGCGUCAGCACCUCGUCCAGGCCCUGAUCCUCUCCAGCGACGGCUGGCGGCUCUCUGCCCUGACCAAUGGAACGGUGCGCACCUACGAUUUCUACCGCGACAGGGAGGUGUCCAGUGAACAGCCUGCGGAAAGUCGCUCCAAAGUCACGGAUGUCGCAGGAGCUCGUAGUUCUGGACACGAGCAGGUCCUGCUCAUCCUGGACGCGACUGGAAAGGUGCAAGUGCACACACUUGACUACUAGCUUGUUAAAUAUUUUCUAAUUUGUAUGCGUCUGUUAAAAACUUUUUUAAAGCAAAUAAAGUCGAUCUAGUCCUACCCGA
Drosophila suzukii is the source of this 3290-nucleotide messenger RNA. RefSeq lists its product as uncharacterized. The record is from RefSeq and is a predicted model, not a curated record. NCBI's taxonomy places the organism in Eukaryota, Metazoa, Arthropoda, Insecta, Diptera, Drosophilidae. Gene Ontology annotation, biological process: intraciliary transport. Gene Ontology annotation, molecular function: dynein light chain binding; dynein heavy chain binding. Gene Ontology annotation, cellular component: cytoplasmic dynein complex.